GAAAACAAGAUAACUAAUGCCCGGACUUCUGUCAUCCGCUUUAUUUAUACUCGAUUUUAAUUUUGAAAUUACAAUGAGAAUAUAAUGAGAUUUGCAUAAUAAAACAUUUGAAUGAGAUAAAUUUGAGUUUGUUUACAUCUGAGCGGAAGUGCGAUAAAAUGGCUUCUCAUUAUUGGUUGUCUGUGUUGUUGGUGUUAAGCCACAACUUGUUGGACUGCACGUCGGCGGCGGUGCACGGGAACAGCCUGGAGAAUGCGGAGCGCGAGUCUGAUGGCAGCUACCGCGCGCGCGACGCGGAGCACUACGGGGACUCGGGCCACAACGUGGAGUUCGACCACGAAGCCAUUUUAGGUAGUGUAAAGGAGGCUGAGGAAUUUGACAAGUUGAGUCCCGAUGAGUCGAAGGAGCGUCUGGCGCAGCUGCUGCCACGGAUGGACAUCAAUGGAGACAAGCACAUUGACCGCAAGGAACUCAAGCAAUGGAUCCUGAACUCGUUCUCAGAAGAUGGUGACGAUUCAAAUCUGUCAAAUGAGGAAGCUGAAGAGCGUUUGCAAGAGGCAGAUGACAACAAGGACGGCGUGGUGACGUGGCAGGAGUACCUGCAGGACACCUUCGGAGCCGACACCGAGGAAGAGGUGGCUGCUGACGACACCAAUGACGCCGGCUUGCUGGUAGCGGAAGAGAAGGCGAUGUGGAAAGCUGCAGACACCAACGGAGAUGGAAGUCUUGACCACAAGGAGUUUGAGGUAUUCACAAACCCUGAGGAGCACGCGGUAAUGCAUCCGUUCCUAAUCAACCAGACGCUGCGAGAGAAGGACACCAACAAGGACGGGCGCAUCGACUUCCAGGAGUACAUCGGCGACAGAGGUUCGCAACAAGACCGCUCGUGGCUGGUCUCCGAACGCGAGAAGUUCGACCACGAGCUGGACACGGACCACGACGGGGUGCUCGACAUGAACGAGAUACAUCAGUGGGUCAUACCGAACAACGACGAGAUAGCAGACGAGGAAGUGGAUCACCUCUUCCAGUCAGCGGACGAUGAUAGGGACGACAUGCUGUCCUUCGAGGAAGUCAUCUCACACUACGACGUAUUCGUGGGCAGCGAGGCGGAUUACGGUAACGACAUCCUCGGCGACCACUUCGACGACGAGCUUUGAGUCCGACACGCCCGCAGGCAGCUGCUCCUAUGGGCGGGGCCCCUAACCUUCUGGGUUACCCUCACACACGGCGUCAUAGUCCGUUGCCUGAGACACUGCCAACGCAAAGCCACACGCAGAAUCAAUACAGACGACACGAAAAUCAAAAUAGACGACACAAAAACGUUGUUCGACGCCGUAAUCCACACCCGUUACAGUGAUAGUGAAACAAAUAUCGGGUCUGUCGUCAAAAAAUUGGUCUUGAAAAAACGACCGCUCAAGAAAAAGGUUUUGAAAAAGAAUCGAUUUCACAAGUAAGUUAACCCUUUACUAACCCCACGGACAGAGAUCAUGGGCCAUUGAUGGUUCAUAAUAGGUAAUUUCCAUACAUAAAAUAUCGCACUUGUCCAGGGGUUCUGACGCUAACCGACAAGGGGGGGUUAAAAAGGCCGUAUUACAAUUCAUCUAAGAAAUCAACAUAACACUUGCUUUUAUAUGCGCAAAUGUCAAAUUGCAAUAUUGCUACCUACUUAUUACUUUAUUUUUAUAUUGUUGCUUUUUAGAUGAAUUUCAAUGCGGUCUUUUUAACCCCCAAGGAUACUUUGCCAUAAUCUGAACUGAACCAGUUGUUGCAAAUGAAGAAUGUAUGGAGAUGGUGCGCAGGGCAGUUAAAAAGGCAACAUCUAGGUAAUUCAUCUAAAAAAUAAAGAUGAUCCGUGCUUCAGAAGGGACGCUAAGCCGUUGGUCCCGGUUACUGUUUACUAAUGCAAAAGGAUAAAGCAUAGGAAAGUGCGGUGCGGCUUGAAGAGUAUAAAUACAUUAUGCAAUAAAUACAUUUGAAUUUGAAUUUAUAGGUUGACAGGGACCUUGUGUCACUUAGAUGACACUGUCAGAACCCUGAGGCGUUAAAAUGGCCACAUCGAAACAAUUCAUCUAAGAAAGCAAUAUUGCAAUUUGACAUUUGCGCAUAUAAAAGCAAGUGCGCAAUGCAAACAAUUGCUUCGAUGUGGCCAUUUUAACCCCCCUGGUCCCGGUUACCUGGCAACCCUAUAUGGAGAUGAUGAUGAGGCCUAACACUUACCCGGAUCGUGUUAUAUGUACAAUUUAGUAGCUAAGCCGAUAAAUAGCUUCUUGCCUUUUUGUAUGAAGUCAGAAACUCGUUUUUAAAACUAUCGCCGUCCUUCACUUGCGAUAAGUAAAAGAAAGAGAUAGCGGUUAGUUUUAGAAGUCCCGAGUUGUAAAAUCGAUACCAUUGUAAGCCUACUGUCAUCCAUCAGGACAAUUAUACCCUUAAAACGAUGUGUCUACACUCAGCGGGAUCCCCUGUCUGGGAGACAUAAGAGUGAUGCAGAGAAUUAGAUCUGGAUUUGUUCUACUGAAUUAUGCCAGCGGGAUAUUUACCAAAGUUAAGUCUGAUGAAGUAUAAAUUGGUAUUAACUUUUAGAUCUGUAUUUAUUCUGUUCAACAAAACAAAAAAAUACUUCUGACAUCCUUACUUCAGCUACAAUCAAGCUCCAGUCAGCGGACUUUUUCGCUGAGUGUAGACACAUCUUAAAACGUAGGUUAGAAUGUGAGCAGGACAGAUAUAGCACAUCGCGUAGCACGAAAGAGACGAGAGAUAUGUCUCUUUCGCACUAACGGUAUACAGCUUAGUAUGAGUGAGACGAAAGAUAUGUCACUACCAUGCUACGUUUUAGGGUAUAAUGAACGUUAUCAGGGGCAAACAUGUCAUUUGCCCGACCAAGUUGUGAAUGCCGUUCGAAGUAUUCCAAUGCCCACGAGAGGUGCUACAAAUCACUUCCUUAUAUUUAAAUAUUUACUUAAUUUAUCGCUAAGUAAGCGUCGUUAGUUUACUAGUCAUAAUUUGUUUACACGCUUUAUUUUAAAUUAACUAACUGUAUCUUUAUUUAUCGUAGAAUGUCAUUUCCUAUUUUAUUCAUAAGUGAAAAUAUAUACACACUGGUGCUAAUUCCUGUAAACACCAUCUAAUUUUAUUUUAAGUUAUAUCUGUCAUUUACUUAUCCGCCGAAAAGGAAAUUUAUGGAACACACGUCAAAUUUAAGCACAAAUCUAAAACAACCGUCUAAAAAUUUUACAUUGUCCAAUAACCCAACAGAAUUAAGUUGACAGCACACGUCAAACGGUUUGCAUACCAUUUUUCAUUCGCCCGGGUUGUUCAUUUACUCAUUCUUCCUAAAAUUAAGAGCUGUCAAUCAUCCGUCCCUUUCCUUUUGGGCGGAUAAGAAAAUGACAGGUAUAACUUAAGUAAAAUUAGGAGGUGUCUGCAGGAAUCGGGGCCACUAUAUACUUGUUUGAAUAAGCUGAAUAGUAUCUGAUGAGUAAAUGCAUAUUUAAUACCAAGGAGGGACCUACAAGACAAUAUAGAUGGCGCUGUACAGAUUUUACUUCCUUAAACCUUCUAAUUUCAUGGAUAACAGACAUACAUAUUAUUUUCGAGUAUAAAUGAUGACACUUUUUAUUACACCCAAGCAAAAUGAUAUCUUCUACCCAUUAUUCUCUCUCUCUCUUUAUUUAAGAGCUGCGCUCUUGUCGGUGGAGUAAUCGCCAUUUGUCUCUUCCCGCCAAAACCUUCACCUCCCGAUACGACACGACCUGCACCUUCUCUUUUAUUUGUUUCAUAAAUGUUCUCCUAGGUCUACCCCUUCCUCUCUUCCCUUCAAUUUUUCCUUCUUUAAUGUUUGUUUUAAAUGAAUCGUGUCAUAUCAGGUGGCCAAUCGUAUUCCCAUACCCCUUAUUAUUCUGAUCAAAAUAAAGAGAAGCAAUAUAGGUAUAACUCCCGGCAAACUUCUUGAGCAUCGAGUGUCGUAGUGGGGGAAAGUUCGCGCACGUACACUUCCGUGCAAAAAAAUGAACUUUUGAUUAUUUUCUUAACUUCAUUAAAAAAAACAAUUAUUAUAUUAUUUAAUUAUGUAAAUAAAACUAAACUUAUAUUAUUAUAGUUUAUUAAAACUUAUAUUAUAUUACCAUAUUUAAUAAAAAACUAAUCGUCAGGUAAGUAACCAGCAAUACCAGAGCUAGUGCUUGGUUUUGGAUCUGUAGACAUAGACCUCGUGCUAGUAACAAAUUCUUCAACUUAAACAAAUGAGCAAUAACAACAAAAAAACUAACAAAAGAGCAAUAACAAAAACGUGACAGUUUCACUGCACGCAAGUGUAUUCGGGAGUCAAAGGGACGAAGACAAGAGUGCGCGGGGGAAGUAUCGACUGAUCUACCAAUAGCCGGUCGAUGCGGGACUCACCCGCCCCCGCGCCCCGUACCGCACCACCAAAGAGAUCUAAAAUUCGGUUGUGCGCAGUCAAGGUCGAUGCUCAAGAAGUUUGCCGGGACCUAUAGCAACAACGAAAUAAUUAUGUACCGAGUAAUGAGAAAAUAGGUAAUUAUCACGAUAAAUUUCGACAACGCCAUCUAUAUUAUUUUUGGGGAACGUAGCCUCGAAAGUCCCAGUGCGAGUUAAUUUACGCUAAUAGGGUUCUGUAACUUUAAUAAUGUUAAUUAUUAAUUUGUACUCUUGUGAGCUAAAAUUAAUAAUACAUAUUUUACAGUAACAUUUUAUUGCAAACAUUGAACCCUAAUAGCGAAUACUAUACUAUACUGGUAAGGUCACGAGCAUUAAUAUGUAUACACUUUGGUACCAUGUCACAUUAACUUUUUUGACAAAUUGAACUGUAAGUCUCACUAAAUGUCAAAUAUGUUAGUACGACAGUCCUAAAGUGGGUACAUUAUAUUGCUCAUGACUGUACAGGUUUUGGCAGAUGAUGUUUAAUUUUAUUUUAAAACAAAAACAAACACGUCUCUAAAAUUGUGCCGUCGUGCCACUUACAAUAAACUGUAAGCAACAGAAUUUAAAGGACAAUGACCGUAACUGAAUGAGACUCGUCCCCCCUACCAAUAGAUACUUUAUACGUGUAAGCAGUUUCAUUAGUGUCUAUAAAAAAAUACCAAUUAGUUAUAGCUUCAAAAUCCAUGGGGUUUAGAAAUAAAAUAAAAAAAGAUCAUGCCCAGGAGGUACCCUAAAUCAUACUUAAAAACCUGAAUUCCAGCUAAACCCCGCGUAUUUAGAGAAAGUCGCCAUAUAACAAAAAUAUCGAAUCGCUAAGACGCUUCGAAUGAAUAUGUCUGGAAUCUGUUGGUGGAGGGGGAUGUUUUGACUCAUUGUCCUUUAGUUUGACAGUUUUCAAAGUAGCUUUAUCUCUGUCUUGCACUCGUCGUAAGUGAAGGACGGCACUAUUUUUAGAGCUGUCAUUAAGUUUUGUCUGCCAAAAUCGUCAGCUAUUUUAAUUUUAAGACUAUUUUGCUUUGUGUUGUCUUAGUGAAGUUAUAAACAAACAUUUAUCUCUAAAGAAUCAAAAUCUCACUUUAUAAUGUUUAGUUUACCGUACAGUCGUGAGCAAUAUAAUGUACCCACUUUAGGACUCUGUCGCACUAACACAUUUGACAUUUAGUGAGACUUAGUUCAAUUGGACAAAAAAGUUAAUGUGACAUGGUACCAAAGUGUAUACAUAUUAAUGCUCGAGACCGUACAUACCCCCUCCAGUUGAUUGAGGGGACGUGCCCAGCUGUGGGACGAUAUAGGCUGUCUAUUUUAGUGUCAAUAGUUAAGUGUACUUAAUGGUGCCUAUUCUGGCGGCCACAAACAUAACCUAAUGUUGGAUUGACAGCUUUGAGUAGCUCUGUCCUUCACUUUCAAUAGGUACAAGAAAGAGACAGAGCUAGUUUUUGUCCUGUCAAAAAGUUAUAAUUGGUGGCCCGAAUCGGCACCAGUCUCAGACCAAACGUGAGAGAGUAACUACAAUACAUACAUACCUAAACUCACGCCCGUAAUCCCUAAUGGGCUCGACAGGGCCACAAGUAACCAAAGACAACUCGCAGCCACUGUUGAUACGAAAUCCUAAGAUGGAUAUGAUGGACUUUACGGUGACAAGGGAUCAGAUUAUCUCCCAUAAUUGUCCAUCAUGUUAGAGAACACAAUUCUCUCCCAGUCUAGCAUAGAAGUAACUACAAGGAUUUUUAACUAAUGAACAUGGACAGAUGACCAAUCUAACUUAAUGAACCAUUAUAAUGGAUGGAAUGGAUUAUUUGUCUGAUCACCUAUCGCCAUAACGUUCUUAGAACUGUAUCAAAAAUGUCUGCAAGUUAUCAGAACUUACACUUGUGGCUCUGCCUACCCCAUUACGGAUUGAGGGCAAGUUUAUGUAUGUGUAUAAUCCGGAAUGUAUUGUCUGAAUGUUUGUAACAGCAUGGUAUGUUGUAUUUUGGAUCUAAGUGAUCUAACUGUAGGAUAUAGAAGGUUGAACCGUUUCAAUUACUAGGUUAUAAAAAAGUUACAUUAAAUUCAUCCUUUUUACAAGCGUAGUAGAAGUUGAACAAAAAUGGCGGACGACCGCACGGGUAGCGUCGCUGGUUGUCAUGGUUACGCGCUGCCCCUCGCGUCCCUCAUACCGCACUUCAAUUGCGACCCAAUAAUGUCACUGGGCAUUCAAAGUCAUUAUUCAACUUAUACGUCGUGGAUUACGCCAUAUUUAAAUGUUCUAAGAGUUAAAAGGGUUCCUUUUCUGAUUACGGUACCCUAAAAUAAAAAUGGAGUUUCCACAUUUACAAUCUAUAAAUAAUAUAAUACUUGUACAAAUAUAAACUUAUACUGUUCAAUGACGAUAGUGGCCAUAAUUAAAAAGUUAAUUAUUAAAAAGUAGUGAUUAAAUGUUUGUACAAUAUUAAACACUAAUUAUAAUAAUUAUAAAUAUUUUAGGUGUUAUGAUCACUGACUGUUUAAGACGUAGUUACUCUCGUUUUAUGUACUUUUAAAUGUGACUAAUUACAAAUAAAUACUAUUUAUUAUA
Messenger RNA from Pectinophora gossypiella (pink bollworm), 6994 nucleotides. Its product is annotated as reticulocalbin-2. The record is from RefSeq and is a predicted model, not a curated record. Gene Ontology annotation, molecular function: calcium ion binding. The transcript has 8 exons. Gene Ontology annotation, cellular component: endoplasmic reticulum. NCBI's taxonomy places the organism in Eukaryota, Metazoa, Arthropoda, Insecta, Lepidoptera, Gelechiidae. Bases 159 to 1157 code for a protein of 332 amino acids.